Molecule: messenger RNA, 1593 nt
Organism: Condylura cristata (star-nosed mole)
Lineage: Eukaryota; Metazoa; Chordata; Mammalia; Eulipotyphla; Talpidae
Gene: HS3ST3B1
Product: heparan sulfate (glucosamine) 3-O-sulfotransferase 3B1
Exons: 3
Coding region: 483-1574 (363 amino acids)
Molecular function (GO): [heparan sulfate]-glucosamine 3-sulfotransferase activity
Source: RefSeq, a predicted model, not a curated record
GCCCGGGCCCGCCCACUCCCCCUCGGUCCGGCGCGCUCUUCCUGCGCAGUUCUUCGCAGCCUCGGCUGGGAAGUACCAAGGCUGCUCUCUCCAGGCUCAGUGCUCCGACUGCGAGCAGGCAGUCCCGGCGAGUGGGGUGCGCACCGUCUAAAGUGGCCCGGGCGCGGACUGCAGCAUUCUCCUGGCCCCGAGCAGGUCGUGCCACCGGAGGAGUAGUCUCUUGGCCAGCAGUUGCCGCCACCCGACUUUCCGUUCUAGUUGCUGCUCCCCCAGGGCAACAUGUCAAAAGCCGCCGCCUCUACAGCUGCGGCCUCCACCUGGGGAAGAGCAGCGGCAGCGGCGGCGGCGGCGGCGGCCGCGCAGGGGCAAUAAAUUGAACGCACCAGGCGUCCAGCGGGCUAGGGAACUCUGGGCGCUCACUGCUCCGGCGGGACCCGCGCCAUGUGCUGAGACAUGCCCCUCGCCGCGCCCGCCCGCAGCGCAUGGGGCAGCGCCUGAGCGGCGACCGAUCCAGUCUCGAUGUCCCGGGUCGGCUCCUGCCGCAGCAGCCGCCGCCCACGCCGCCGGUGAGGAGGAAGCUCGCGCUGCUCUUCGCCAUGCUCUGCGUCUGGCUCUAUAUGUUCCUGUACUCGUGCGCCGGCUCGUGCGCCGCGGCGCCCGGGCUGCUGCUGCUGGGCUCCGGGGCCCGCACGGCCCACACCUCGCCGGCCCUGGCCACGGGUUCGGACGGGACUCCUCCUAGGCUGCCGUUCCCAGCAGCUCCAGCCACGCCGCUGGCUGAGGGCAAGGAGACGGCGGAGGGCGCCGCGAGUCAGGAGGAGCAAAGUCCCGAGGCGCCGGAUGCCCCCAGCCCCAUCUCGAGCUUCUUCAGUGGGUCUGGGAGCAAACAGCUGCCGCAGGCCAUCAUCAUCGGCGUGAAGAAAGGCGGCACGCGGGCGCUGCUCGAGUUCCUGCGCGUGCACCCCGACGUGCGUGCGGUAGGAGCGGAACCCCACUUCUUCGACCGCAGCUAUGAUAAGGGCCUCGCUUGGUACCGGGACCUGAUGCCCAGAACCCUGGACGGGCAGAUCACCAUGGAGAAGACGCCCAGUUACUUUGUCACCCGGGAAGCGCCCGCGCGCAUCUCGGCCAUGUCCAAGGACACCAAGCUCAUCGUGGUGGUGCGCGACCCUGUGACCAGGGCCAUCUCGGACUACACGCAGACGCUCUCCAAGCGGCCCGACAUCCCCACCUUCGAGAGCUUGACGUUCAAAAACCGAACCGCGGGCCUCAUCGACACGUCGUGGAGCGCCAUCCAGAUCGGCAUCUACGCCAAGCACCUGCUGGGCCGCGUGCAGGACUUCCUGGGCCUCAAGAGGAUCAUCACCGACAAGCACUUCUACUUCAACAAGACCAAGGGCUUCCCCUGCCUCAAGAAGGCCGAGGGCAGCAGCAAACCGCACUGCCUGGGCAAAACCAAGGGCCGGACGCACCCCGAGAUCGACCGCGAGGUGGUGCAGAGACUGCGGGAGUUCUACCGGCCCUUCAACUUGAAGUUCUACCAGAUGACCGGGCACGACUUUGGCUGGGACUGAACGCACUGCGAGGUGCAGC